Molecule: messenger RNA, 1930 nt
Organism: Marchantia polymorpha subsp. ruderalis
Lineage: Eukaryota; Viridiplantae; Streptophyta; Marchantiopsida; Marchantiales; Marchantiaceae
Source: the annotation of a GenBank genome assembly
CGGGGAACGAGAACGAGAACGGGCAGAAAUUUGGGGCGCUCCCCAAGAUGCUUCCGUUACGGGUCGAGCGAUCGAGGCGCACGUGGCCUCGUGAGCCGCGGCAUUCUUGAAACACUCCCUCCCCGUCGAGUCAGCGUCGAUGCGUCGGAUCUUCUCGUUACACAACGAACUGAUGGUCGGUAGUCACGAUCGCGUACGUCAGCGAGGGCAUCUUCGGAAGGACACUCAAGGAGUGGAACUUCUUGCAUCGAUGAGAGAUCGAUCUGAUCCCGAGGCAAGAGAGAGCACAGAGCAGGAGGAUUAGUCGUGUACUAUGUACGAGCUAACGAUCGAAUUUUUUCUGUUGGUGCUGUAAUUCCUUGUUUUGCAGGUUGACGAGUUUGAGUCGUGGAAUUUGAAGAAAUUAAAACAAGAACUGGCCAGAAGUAAAGAAUAAGCCCCUUUGACACACGAUAGUUUUAUCAGCGAGGUUUAUGUUGUUUGCCCACUCGUAUGGACGACUGAUUCAGUCACUGCAACUAUCUCGCCCAUUUUUGCGGAUUCGAAUCCGUUUUUCCUCACUAUCGGAUCAGAUUCUUUCGUGAAUCUUUUUUUGGGAGCAGUCGUCGAGCUCGACUGUAAAUGUCAAUCGUAUUUCUUCAUGUUUAUGUAUUAUCAGGUUUUUAGGGGUUGAGGUUCUUUUAGAAGAGCAGCGAAUUCCAACCUAGUGUUCGGUAUCCUCCAUAAUUCUCACGAGAAUUUUGGAGGAGACCGACUGUCAGCGGAACUCGAGAAAGGAUUCAAGUGCAAAUGCUCGAGGGAGUCUUGAGAAAUUAGGCCAUUAGAGAGUAAUCUAAUGAUCGGAGCCUGAGACGAUGGCGAUUGUUCAGCGCUCUGGAUCGGUAGGGGAACCGUUGAGGUCCAAGAAAGUAGUGGAUUUUGACAGGGAGUCGAAGCUAGAUGAGUUGCAAAAAGAGAUGGAAAGGUUGCAGCGAGAAAUCGAGGAGUUAAAAGAGGAGUUUCAGAGGCCUUUGCUUUUGAAAGAAGCGAACGAUGACGCUAAAGCGAAAGAUCCCUUGUGCUUCACCUGCGCGGAGCGUAAAAAAGGAGCAGCAUUAUUUCCUUGUGGCCAUACCUUCUGCUGGAAGUGCACGUCACAGUUGCGACGAGGGAAAGGCCCUUGUCCGUUUUGCUACCAACAAUUCUGGACUGCAGUUCCCGCAUCUAAUCAUGAACUGGGCAAUGAUGAUUGGUCUAGGUACCAUUAUUUGGGAUAAUUCACCUUUCGAACCACCUAAAAAUGAAGUUUUUGGUCCAAUCUCAGUUUGUUACUCCAACUCAUCACCAUUUUGUCAAGUGCUUUAGAUUGGAUCGGUUGAAGUGUAAAUCUGCUGGUGAAUCCAACCACUUCUGCUAACUCUCUCCUUCCAAUUUCCAGACAUUGAGAUGUUUGUCUGGACCAAGUACUCUCUGAAGACGCAAUCAGAACAUCGCAAAUUCGAAUGUGAACAACGUAUCGGUGUUGUGCGUUCUGUGAUUAUUAGAUCAUGCACUUAUAUUCUAUCUUCGGCAGUGCUUGAUUUCCCUUAAGAUAUCAAGCCUUUGUAGACUUGAUCAACUGAACAAAACGUGAAUUGUAAACAUAAAAUUGGCAGUGUUCUGGGCUCAAGUUUCUACACCAGUUUGUUCGAGCUACAUGCAUCCAGAUCAAUUGUUUGUGGGGAGUUCUUCAUUCGUUGUCUCAGCUUACGCAUCAAUCGACCCUCCUUGUCACGAGGAACAUACGUUUCCAAGUUCUUGCACGAAAGCAAUUCUUUCAUAUUCGAACGAAAUGCAUGACACAGUUUUGUGUGUCGAUGCGAUGCCGCUGGUUAUCAUAGGAUUAAAUUUGCGAGUACAUUGAAUCUCGUGUGCCCCGCUUUGGUCUCGGCUCAGCUGUGGCUCAAUUUGU